Carya illinoinensis is the source of this 2729-nucleotide messenger RNA. RefSeq names its product ent-kaurene synthase TSP4, chloroplastic. Gene Ontology annotation, molecular function: terpene synthase activity; magnesium ion binding. Lineage: Eukaryota; Viridiplantae; Streptophyta; Magnoliopsida; Fagales; Juglandaceae. The transcript is spliced from 14 exons. Gene Ontology annotation, cellular component: chloroplast. The record is from RefSeq and is a predicted model, not a curated record. The coding region runs from base 208 to 2559 and encodes 783 amino acids. Gene Ontology annotation, biological process: gibberellin biosynthetic process.
UAAUGGAAAGUUCUAUUGUAUAUAUUGACGCUUUCUCAACAUCGUAUCUAUCUGACUCCGAUUCCUAGUUGCCUGCCGACUACAUACAUCCAUUGAUCCCUCCAUUUCCCAACUGUAUCUCUCACUCUCUCUUUCAAGUUUCAAGCUUUUUGUUUUUUGAUAAAGUGUCGAAGUGCAUCAACUUCUUCUCCUCUUUUUGGCACAACCAUGUCUCUCUUCCACCCGAACAAUCUUUGGUUUUCAGCUUCUUCCACUUCAGCUUCUCCGGUCCCUGGACCGAUUGUAGCAACAAAAGCCAAGACUCCAGCCUUGUGUUUUGAGGGGGCUAAACAAAGAAUUAAGAAAAUGUUCAAUGAGGUCGAACUUUCUGUUUCCUCAUAUGACACUGCCUGGGUGGCAAUGGUCCCUUCUCCAAAUUCUCCGAAGGCCCCUUUUUUUCCUCAGUGUGUAAAUUGGUUAUUAGAUAAUCAACUCUGUGAUGGUUCAUGGGGUCUUCCUAACCGUGAUCCACUAUUAGUUAAAGAUGCUCUGUUAUCUACUUUAGCUUGUAUCCUUGCACUGAAGCAAUGGAAUGUUGGUCAAGAUCAAAUGAAUAACGGCCUCUACUUUAUCGAGUCAAAUAUAGCUGCAGCUACUGAUGAUAAGCAAUUUUCCCCUAUUGGAUUUGAUAUAAUAUUUCCUGCCAUGAUCGAGUAUGCCAAAAACUUGGAUUUGAAUAUACCUCUGAAAGCAAUGAAUCUAGAUGCUUUGGUUCACAAGAGAGAGUUGGAGCUCAAAAGAUGCCAUGGAAGCAAUUCAAAAGGGAGUGAGACCUACUUAGCAUAUGUCUCAGAGGGACUGGGGAAGUCGCAGAAUUGGGAAAUGGUUAUGAAAUAUCAAAGAGAGAAUGGGUCGCUCCUUAAUUCACCAUCCACCACGGCAGCUGCUUUUACUCACCUUAAGAAUUCUGGUUUCCUUAAUUACCUGUGCUCACUUGUAGAGAAGUUUGGAAAUGCAGUUCCUACAGUUUACCCUCUAGAUAUAUAUACCCGUCUCUAUAUGGUUGACAGUCUCGAAAGGUUGGGAAUUGAUAAGCAUUUCAGGAAGGAGAUCAACAGUGUAUUGGAAGAAACAUACAGAUACUGGUUACAGGGUGCGGAAGAAAUAUUUUUAGAUGCUGCCACGUGUGCAUUGGCAUUUCGGAUGUUACGUGUUCAUGGAUAUGAUGUUUCUUCAGAUCCAUUCAGCCAACUUUCAGAAAAAGAUCAUUUCUCCAGCACCCUUGAAGGAUAUUUGAAGGACAUUGGUGCUGUCUUGGAAUUAUUUCGGGCUUCAGAAAUCAUCAUACAUCGUGAAGAAUCAGUUCUGGAGAAACAAAAUUUAUGGACAAGAAAUUUCUUGAGACGGGAAUUAUCCAAUGGUUCAAUUCACACAAGUGGACUGACCAACUAUCUUUGCCAAGAGGUGGAAGAUGCUCUUAGUUUUCCCCAUCAUUCAAAUUUGGAACGGUUAUCCACUAGACGAGCCAUUGAGCGUUACAACAAAAAUAAUACACGGGUUUUAAAAACUUCAUAUAGUUCUUUAAAUAUUGGCAACGAAGAUUUCUUAAAACUUGCAGUGGAAGACUUCAACAUAUGCCAAUCAAUACAUCGUGAAGAACUUAAACAUCUUGCAAGGUGGGUUACAGAGAACAGAUUACACAAACUAAAGUUUGCCAGGCAGAAGCUGGCCUACUGUUACUUCUCUGCUGCAGCAACCCUUUUUUCCUCUGAACUUUCUGAUGCUCGCAUAUCGUGGGCCAAAAAUGGUGUGCUUACAACAGUGGUUGAUGAUUUCUUUGACGUUGGUGGUUCAGAAGAGGAGCUGGUAAACCUUGUACAACUGGUUGAAAAGUGGGACAUAAAUGUCAGCACUGAUUGUUGUUCUGUGAAUGUUGAAAUUCUAUUUUCGGCACUUAAAAGCACAAUCUGUGAGAUUGGCGACAAAGCAUUCACACGGCAAGGACGUAGUGUGAUAAGCGACCUAAUUGAUAUUUGGUUGAAUUUGCUAAAAUCUAUGUUAAGGGAAGCUGAGUGGCUGAGAGACAAGUCAGUGCCAACUAUGGAUGACUAUAUGAAAAAUGGAUAUGUAUCAUUCGCCUUAGGGCCAAUCGUCCUCCCAACACUCUAUCUUGUUGGGCCUAAGCUUUCAGGAAAGGUUGUUCAAGAUCCAGAAAUCCGUCAUCUAUACGAGCUUAUGAGCACUUUUGGGCGUCUUCUCAAUGAUAUUCAGAGCUUCAAGAGGGAAUCUGAGGAAGGGAAAUUAAAUGCUGUAUCUUUGUGCAUAAUUCAUGGCGGUGGUAUUAUUACUGAAGAAGAGGCCAUUAAGGAGAUGAAGAGUUUUAUUGCUACUAAGAGGAGAGAACUGUUGAAACUAGUUUUGCAGGAGAAAGGCAGCCUGAUUCCAAGAGAAUGCAAGGACUUGUUCUGGAAAAUGACCAGAGUGUUGCACUUAUUUUACAUGAAGGAUGAUGGUUUUACUUCACACGAGAUGAUCAAUGCUGUAAAUGCAGUAAUUGAAGAACCCAUUGUUCUCAAAUGAGUUGUAAGUCUAUGUCAAAGUUAUUCUCAAAUGAGUUGUACGUCUAUGUCAAAAGCUGCAUCCCAUGCCAAAUUGCUGCAAAUACUUAUGAAUCGAAAUUCUACAUUAAAAAAAAUAAACAAAAUUGUUUUAAUUUAUAUCUUUUCGACAUAUUCCUUAUUGUUGUCUUA